This is a messenger RNA of Aspergillus sclerotioniger CBS 115572, 1660 nucleotides long. RefSeq names its product NAD(P)-dependent alcohol dehydrogenase. The record is from RefSeq and is a predicted model, not a curated record. Gene Ontology annotation, molecular function: oxidoreductase activity; zinc ion binding. The transcript has a single exon. NCBI's taxonomy places the organism in Eukaryota, Fungi, Ascomycota, Eurotiomycetes, Eurotiales, Aspergillaceae. Bases 200 to 1216 code for a protein of 338 amino acids.
CCAACAAACAAAGAAACACAACAAUGACGUCGCCCAGCACUCUUAUCUUAUCGCCUUCCAAACACCGCACCAUUCCCAAUCCGGCCCGCCCGGCAACCUUUCCGACAGCUCUCCAUCACACCAUUUCCUCCACCUCCACCUCCACCAUCAACAACACAACAUCCCACUCACUAACUCACUCACCCAUCCAACAUCCAAUAUGUCACACCCAACAACAAUGAAAGCCUGGCUCUACAGCCACACCACCCCAACCCUCGAACAAAACCUCACCCUAACCCCGACCGCCACACCCCCUCCACCACCGAAACCGACCCAACUCCUCAUCCGCGUCCUCACCUGCGCCCUAAACCCAGCCGAUUACAAAGUCCCCUCGAUGCCAAUCAUAUCUCGCCUCCUGAUCCGCAAACCCGCCAGCCCCUGUCUCGACUUCGCAGGCGAAAUCAUCACCCCAGGAUCUAGCGUCACGGAAUUCACCGCCGGCCAAAUCGUCUACGGAACCUUGCCCCUACCUACCCAGUUCGGGCCAUUUGGGGAAUACAUCCUUGCAGAGACAGAGCACGUACAAUUAGUACCGGAGGGCGUUGGGAUCGAUCACGCAGCGACGGUGGGUGUCGCGGGGCAGACGGCAUGGCAGGCUAUUUCGCCGUAUGUGACGCCUGAUAAAGGGGAUAAGGUGCUUAUUGUGGGUGCAUCUGGUGGGUGUGGGAUCUAUGCGGUGCAGAUUGCCAAGGCGUUGGGGUGUGAGGUUACGGCUGUGUGCUCUACUAAGAAGGUGGAGUUUGUGAAGGGGUUGGGUGCGGAUGAGGUGAUAGAUUAUGCGAAAGAGGAUGUGGUGGAGGUGUUGAAGGGGAAGGGGAAGGUUUUCAAGUUGGUUGUGGAUCAUGUGGGAGAGCCGACGGGGUUGUAUGCGGAGAGUGAGGGGUUCUUGGUGCCUGGGGGAGUGUUUACGCAGGUUGGGGCACAUUGGAUGCCGACGUUUAUGGUGAGGAUGUUGAGGCCGAGAUUUUUGGGCGGUGGGAAGGCGAAGUAUGUGCCCAUUUUCUGGAAGAGUAAUCGGAGGGAUUUGACUAAGGUGGGGGAGUUGAUUGCAGAGGGGAAGGUGAAGGUUGUGCUGGAUAGUGUUUUUGAGUUUGAGGAGGCGCCGAAAGCGUUUGAGAAGUUGAGAGAGGGGAGGGCGAGGGGGAAGAUUGUGGUUCAUGUUGGGGAGAGGAAGUGAGGACUCUGCUAGGCUUGGGUGGGGGUAAUGUGUUAUUUUAUUCUAUUCGUAGGGUGGGUUCUAAUGAUUAUGGGGAUGUCCGUAUGGCGGGUUCAUUUCUGCUUCAGGAAAGUCAACGCCCCGAGAGAUAUCGCAUCCACGGCUGUUUGCAGCGUGGGCUCGAUCACUGGCGCAAAGUAUGGCGAGUGGUUACUGGGGAGGUCCUUCACUGUGCCAUUCUUGACUGCGUCGUCCCAAUUCUGGGGAUCAACGCCGCCAUAUGUCCACAUCACGUACGGCGCGUUCACGGCUCGAGCCAGUAAAGAAAAGUCCUCGCUUGCAUUCCCAGGAUCUGUCUCAACGAGACGGUCUUCGAAGUAAGCGCCGAAGGUUCUCCUCAGAGCUUGCACGGUAGCAUCGUCGUUUAUGGUGGCUGGUGUAGAGGAGACAUGGUCGAUUCGCGGU